AUGAAUGAGGACAUCAUGAGGACUGGAGGCUGCAGUAAUGUUGAGAUGCCAUGGUACUGGAGAGACUCAGCUACGUAUUGGUUCAGAUUUAUAACAGAUCAGACCGGAGGGAAAUAUUCUGGAAGUCCUGGAGUCACUCUGUCUGUAACAGCUCUGCAGGUGAAGGUGACUUAUUCAAGCUGGCAAAAUCAGGUGACAAUUACCUGUAUCACCACCUGUACUCUGAGUAACCCCAACCCCACCUACAUCUGGUAUAAGAACGGACAACGUCUAGAUGAGAGCACCUCCCCCCAGUACAAAUACUCAGUCUACACUAACAGUAAAGACAGCUACUCCUGUGCUGUAAAAGGCCACGAGGCUCUCCACUCUCCUGCAGUGUGUGUUCAGGGUCAGAGAUGCAACAGAGUGACUUACACCAAGAGGAGAAUCUGUGUCUUGAAGGGGUCAACAGUGGACAUAUCCUGUACUGUUGGUUAUUAUUCCACCACAUCAUCAUUCUGGUUUAGAAGUGAUAAGUCGACCCCUGAAGACCUAACCAGAGACCCAGGGUAUGCAGGUCGUGUGGAGUACACUGGAACAUACAGAGGUCCCUUCACCCUGAGAAUCUCAGAUCUGAGAGAGGACGACUCAGCUGAGUAUCGCUUCACUUUUAAAACAGAAGACUUUGAAUGGGGUCAUAGUUUCCCAGGAACAACUCUGUCUGUCACAGGUCUGCAGGUGAAGGUGACUCCUGCUGCAGAGGGACAGAAGACACUGACCUGUAUCACCACCUGUACUCUGACUGACAACCCCACCUACAUCUGGUACAAGAACGGACAACGUGUAGAUGAGCCCACUUCCCAACAACACUCCAGUAAUAUGCUGGUGGUCUGGGAUUCUACUGUGGACAUUUACUCCUGUGCUGUUGAAGGUCACGCGGCUCUCCACUCUCCUGUAGUCUGUGUUCAGGUGAAGGUGACUCCUGAACAGUUUUCAGAGUAUAAGACACUGACCUGUAUCACCACCUGUGUUCUGACUGGUAACCCCACCUACAUCUGGUACAAGAACGGACAGAUAGUAACUGACAACACUUCUCCCUAUUCAGUCCUCCCUGAUGCUGCAGACAGCUACUCCUGUGCUGUAAAAGGCCAUGAGGGUCUCCUCUCUCCUGCAGUGUGUGUUCAGGGUCAGAGCUGCAUCAGAGUGACUUACACCAAGAGGAGAAUCUGUGUCUUGAAGGGGUCAACAGUGGACAUAUCCUGUACUUAUGUUGGUUAUUAUUCCACCACAUCAUCAUUCUGGUUUAGAAGUGAUAAGUCGACCCCUGAAGACCUAACCAGAGACCCAGGGUAUGCAGGUCGUGUGGAGUACACUGGAACAUACAGAGGUCCCUUCACCCUGAGAAUCACAGAUCUGAGAGAGGAGGACUCAGCUGAGUAUCGCUUCACUUUUAAAACUCACAGCUUUGAAUGGGGUCAUAGUUUCCCAGGAACAACUCUGUCUGUCACAGGUAAUACUACACUGUAUGAUACAACUGUAAAUCAUAAUGAAUUACAGGAUAAAUAAAUUGACCAUCCUGUUAACACAGAGGUGUAUGUGGUUUUAUACAUAUUGUUUCAGGUCUGCAGGUGAAGGUGACUCCUGCUGCAGAGGGACAGAAGACACUGACCUGUAUCACCACCUGUACUCUGACUGACAACCCCACCUACAUCUGGUACAAGAACGGACAACGUGUAGAUGAGCCCACUUCCCAACAAUACUCUAGUAAUACCCUAGUAGUGUUGGGUCAUUCUGUGGACAGUUACUCCUGUGCUGUAGAACACCAUGAGGACCUCCACUCUCCUGCAGUGUAUGCUCCAAGGAACACCUCAGUGUCAGUCAGUCCCUCUGGUGAAAUAGUGGAGGGCAGUUCAGUGACUCUGACCUGCAGCAGUGAUGCCAACCCACCUGUGGACAAAUACACCUGGUACAAGAAGAACGUAACCUCACCAAAGGCAUCAGGACAGAGUUACAGCAUCACUAACAUCAUCUCCGAGGACAGAGGAGAAUAUUACUGUGAGGCUGAGAAUAAAUAUGGACGACUCAACUCUUCUUCUGUGUUUGUGGACGUUCAGUAUACUACAGCAUUGUUUCUCUGGGUUCCUGUGAUGGGGAUGGGGGCUGCCCUGACUGUUGGAGCUCUUCUUGUCACCAUCUACUGCUAUAUGAAGAGGAGACACACAGGAGGAAGUGAUGACACAGCAGACAGACAGAGUGUCCAUCCUGACCCCAACAGUGACAUGUACACAUCUCUGAACAUGAAGACCAGGUCACCAGAGUAUGACACCCUGGCAAAUGUGAGGGACUUCGCAGUGACACAGCCCUCAGAUACAUGCUGAGCCCUCCGAUUAUGAGAUCUUAAGAGAACCACCACAGAACCUGGACAAAAGAGAACCACCACAGAACCUGGACUGAAGAGAACCACCAAAGAUUCUGUACUGAAUAGAAUCUCCACAGAACCUGGGCAGAAGAGAACCACCAAAUAUUCUGGACUGAAGAGAACCACCACAGAACCUGGACUGAAGAGAACCACCACAGAACCUGGACUGAAGAGAACCACCACAGAACCUGGACUGAAGAGAACCACCAAAGAUUCUGGACUGAAGAGAACCACCACAGAACCUGGGCAGAAGAGAACAACCAAGGAUUCUGGACUGAAGAGAACCUCCACAGAACCUGGACUGAAGAGAACCACCACAGAACCUGGACUGAAGAGCAACAGCAUCAAACCAAAGCUCGGCCUCACAAUGUUAUUCUCUUACUAUCAUGUUGCUUUUUAAUCUAGAAGGUUUGAGACAAUGAGCUUUAACUUUUGAGUUAAGUGCUGGAAUUUAGAUUGUUCUCCUUAUGAUAAAUACAGUUUGUGCACUACCAUUCAAAAGUUUGGGGUCGCUUAAAAUGUCCUUGUUUUUGAAAGAAAAGCAAAAAAAAAGUCCAUUAAAAUAGCAUCUAAUUGAUCAGAAAUGCAGUGUAGACAUUGUUAAUGUUGUAAAUUACUAUUGUAGCUGGAAAUGGCAGUUGUUUUAUGGAAUAUCUACAAAGGCAGACAGAGGCCCAUUAUCAGCAACCAUCACUCCUGUGUUCCAAUGGCACGUUGUGUUAUCCAAGUUUAUCAUUUUAAAAGGUAAAUUAAUCAUUAGAAAACCAUGUUGUAAUUAUGUUAACACAGCUGAAAACUGUUGUGCUCGCUGAUUAAAGAAGCAAUGAAACUGGCCUUUUUUACACUAGUUGAGUAUCUGGAGCAUCAGCAUUUGUGGGUUCAUUUACAGGUUCAACAUGUCAACUUAUCUGUUUACUAUCUGUAGAUUGUAUUGCUUAUCUUUUUUAUGGGAUUUUGCCAAUUCCAGAUUUUUAUAACAUAUAAAGUUAUGUCUUGUCUUAGUGACACAAAAAGGAAUAAUAUUGACAAGAGCUUUUAAAUGUUUGUAUCUCUGGAGUUGUUCCUGAUGUGUUAAAAUAUGUUUUACUUUGUAUUGCUGUCAGUCAUUACUGGUCAUUCUCUAUUUUAUAUUAUGUAAUACUAUAUUGUUCAGUGUCAUGAUAUUGCUUGUUUCAUUAUCAAAUAAUUAAUAAUGACAUAUUUUAGACACAUUGAAUACAGUAUAAGCAUCAUGUUGUAAAUAAGCUCAAAGGUAGACAAUAAAAAGACAACAAAUAAAUUGAU
Messenger RNA from Oncorhynchus masou masou (cherry salmon), 3682 nucleotides. RefSeq lists its product as uncharacterized. The transcript has 13 exons. The coding region runs from base 1 to 1545 and encodes 514 amino acids. The record is from RefSeq and is a predicted model, not a curated record. NCBI's taxonomy places the organism in Eukaryota, Metazoa, Chordata, Actinopteri, Salmoniformes, Salmonidae.